UCAAAUUCCCUUUUUGCUCUCAGCUGUGCUCACUUCAUCUGGAGGAGUCAGGAUGGCCACACUGCUUAAAUGCUCACAGAUAAUUGUCAUGUCUUUGUGUUGCACAGUGUGUAGUGCGAACAUUUCCUGUAGAAAUGAAGCUGGCGAGCCUGUUGAUUGGUUUAUCAUCUACAAACUGCCCAGAUAUAAGAUUGGCGAGGUUGGCAGCGGGGUAGACUACAUGUACCUGGACUCCUCAGUAGGGAGCUGGCAGAUGAGUAAAUUCAUGGUUAACACCAGUCAAGGAGCUAUAGGGAACACACUGAACCAGCUUUAUAUGGGAAAAGCCUACAAGUCCAACAGUUCAGUCUACGCACUCUACAAUGAUGCACCGCCGAUCCUGGAUUACAUCCGUGGUUAUGGACACACUAAAGGGGUACUGCUCUUCGACCGCUCUCAAGGUUUCUGGUUGUUGCACAGCGUUCCCCAUUUCCCCUCAUUCCCGGAGAGAGGCUACCUUUACCCCUCCUCCGGCAAAGUCAAUGGCCAGACUGCUCUCUGCGUGACCUACCAGUAUGAACAGUUUCUGCUUAUAGCGAAGCAGAUGGUGUACCUUUACCCACGCUUCUAUAACUGCUCUGUCCCUGCUACAUUCCUGGCCGACCUGCCACAGUUGGCCCAGUUGUGUGAGGGCACCAAAUUACCGCUGGCCUCAGAUAAAAGAGUGGAGCAGCUUUUCUCAAUCCAGGGGGACAAGUUUGUCUAUUUUGUCAAAUCUGAACGCUUUGUGGAUGACAUCUACACAGGCUGGGUGGCUCAGGCUCUGGAUGCUGACCUGCUGGUGGAGACCUGGCAGACACAAGGUCACGAACUGCCUUCCAACUGUUCCCUGCCCAAACACACCUUGAACAUCAAGAGGAUUAAGCUUCCCGGACCAGUCCUGUUCCAGUCCCACUACGACCACUCAAAGUGGUGUGUGUCACGCCUCUAUGAGGACCAGGUAACCUGCCUGGGGGAUCUGAACAGGGAGAAGGCCCAAAUGGUACGUGGAGGGGGGCUGGUCUGCUCCUUUAACCCCUUGAUUUACAAGGCCUUCAGACAGGUGGUGGACUGGUACAUUGGCUGCUGAAAACACAAGAUGAUUGGAAUUGUCUCACACGGUGUCUGAAUUUGUUUCAUAUUCAUGGGACUAAAUAUGGAGGAAGCGCCUGUUCGGGUUAAAGCGGCUGGCAGACAUCAGGCCAGUAUGAAAUUAGCCAUUGGGGAAAAUAUAUGUGAAUUUAACACAGAGGCGUCUCUGUGAUGGAUACUGGGAUCAAGCUGUGAUUGCAUAUGAUCAUAUAGUUUGAUCCAGCUGGUGUAUAUAUACAUACAUAUAUAUAUAUGUGUGUGUGUGUGUGUAUGUAUGUGGACCAUUACCUAAGCCAUUUGAUGUGACUAUAUCUUUGAUGAAAUAAAGGCUGAUCUUAUCUUACCUGAUCUUGUGAAGAUGUAUAUGUAAGAAACAAGUGCUUCAGUGUCAUCACUGUCUCCCAUGUAAAAAUAUCAUUGCAUUUGCACCAACUUGACCUUGUUUAUUUGAGUCUAAGAACUUUUAUUGCUUUACUUUUAUGUUUUUUUUAAGGAACUGCAGAUGUACAUACAUCUAAUUUGGAAUCAAAUCAUUUUUUUUUAAACGUCCAGGUUCAGUAUUACAGGACAUAAAUGGGUGGGUGAAGUUAAAGAGGAGCACCUGCAGUGAAGAACUCCCGCCUCAUUAACACCCCAGCUUUAUCCUUGGAAAAGUCCCUUAACCCCAAACUUCUCCACUGGACCUUCC
Molecule: messenger RNA, 1798 nt
Organism: Scatophagus argus
Lineage: Eukaryota; Metazoa; Chordata; Actinopteri; Scatophagidae
Gene: dnase2b
Product: deoxyribonuclease II beta
Exons: 6
Coding region: 53-1108 (351 amino acids)
Biological process (GO): apoptotic DNA fragmentation
Molecular function (GO): deoxyribonuclease II activity
Source: RefSeq, a predicted model, not a curated record